AGACGAAGAUGAUAAUAUAGAAUGGAUUAACAGUUCUGGGUUAAUGGCAAGAAUUGACAACUUAUCAAAGGAUAGCAGCUUUGUUUUCCGUGUGUCAGCAUUGUACCCAUAUGAAGCUAAUGAUACAAGAAAUGGAACUGCUUCUGACUGGAGUAACCCAUUGAAUACAUGCACAAAUCCAACAUAUUCGACACUGAAUGUCACAUAUGACUUUGUCAUUACAUCAUCUUCGGAUCACACAGGACCAUCAACUCUUACUACAAAAUUUACCUGGGUGAGACCUAUUAAGGAAGAAAUAAAGUGCGACGAAAUGCUAUCCUACAGGAUUUAUCGAAAUGGAGAGUUUUUCAUGGAUAUACCCGAGGAGAAUAUAGAACUAACGAAUAAAGAUUUUGAGUUUGAAACCCAAUAUAAAGUGGAGCUGUCCAUUGUAAAUAAUGCAGAUCUUGAGGGCCCGAAGAUCUUGGUCUUUGACACAAUGACUCCUGCCGAUAAACCAUCCUCACCUAAAGAUCUUCGUAUGAAUCCAAGUGAUGUGAAAUCAUAUCAUCUUUCAUGGAGUACUCCAGAGUUUACACAUGGCCGACUGCUGAAUUAUCAGGUGACAUGCUACGUAAACGCAACAUACGUUGUUUUAAAACAAACUCUUGCGUCUGUGACUAGAGAGACAUUUGUGAGUAAUCUUGAGUCUGAGACAACGUAUGAAUGUGAAGUUAAAGCAUCCACAAAAGCUGGUUACGGACCUGCUACGAAAGGAUCUUUUCAAACAGGAGGAAAUAAAGAUUACACUAUGCAACCCAAUACAAAACAGCCGGUGGAUGCAAUCAUUGGGGUAGCGAUAGGUUGCGCGCUGUGUAUCCUGUUGUUAAUUGUCGUUAUCGCUGUACUACUCAGGCGAAACAAAAGGAACACAUCAGAAAGUAAAACGGACAAGGACUACCAAAAUAUGGAAUCAUUUCCUACGGAUCGACCUGACCAGAGUAUGGAGUAUGCUGAAAUUGAAAUGAAACCUUCGUUAGAUAUCGGACAAGCAACCGCGGAACCUGAGUAUGAAAAUACUGAUUCAAGGGCAAAUAAACAAAUGGCAGAAAUAAAUGGACAAACAUCGACGUAUUUAGACAAGGAUGACAGUAUUCAAGAUGGCGUGCAAGUUGAUGAUACAGAAAGCCAUGUUUAUGAACAACUAAAAGAAUACCAGAAAUAACAAGACAUAUAUUUUACACGGGUACAAAAUCGCCUGUCAAAACAUAUUUGUUAAGAGAUCUUAUUCGUCUUAAAAAUUCAAUCUCUUUAACCAGCGGGAUCAAGUUUUGGAAUAUACGUAAUAUGGUGUUUGUUUUUAUGAGUGGUAUACACUUAAAGAAUACUUUUUCUUAAGG
Messenger RNA from Owenia fusiformis, 1379 nucleotides. Lineage: Eukaryota; Metazoa; Annelida; Polychaeta; Sabellida; Oweniidae. The record is from the annotation of a GenBank genome assembly.